Molecule: messenger RNA, 3341 nt
Organism: Suricata suricatta (meerkat)
Lineage: Eukaryota; Metazoa; Chordata; Mammalia; Carnivora; Herpestidae
Gene: GRAMD1C
Product: GRAM domain containing 1C
Exons: 15
Coding region: 94-1692 (532 amino acids)
Biological process (GO): intracellular sterol transport
Cellular component (GO): endoplasmic reticulum membrane; endoplasmic reticulum-plasma membrane contact site; plasma membrane
Molecular function (GO): sterol transfer activity; sterol binding
Source: RefSeq, a predicted model, not a curated record
AUCUUUCAGAAAACUGGCUGUGUUUCUAUAGCAACAUCUUCAGAUGGGAAACUACAGUAAGAUAUUUGCAUUGCAUUAAAGGACAUAACCUGCAUGACUAAGGAGAAAACUGCUCGACUCAUCCCAAAUGCUAUUCAGAUUGUUACAGAAGGUGAAAAGUUUUUCUUUACAUCUUUUGGUGCCAGAGACAGAAGUUACCUCAGCAUCUUUAGGUUGUGGCAGAAUGUACUAUUAGACAAGCACCUGACCAGACAGGAAUUCUGGCAGCUGCUCCAGCAGAACUAUGGUAAUGAGCUAGGCUUAAAUGCUGAAGAGAUGGAAAACCUAUCUUUGUCAAUCGAUGACAAUGUGCAGACAAGAAGUCCAGGAAGAAGCAGCUUGGAUGACUGUGGGGAGAGAGAUGAAAAAUUUUCCAAGUCCAUCAGUUUUACCCGAGAAUCAGUUAAUCGUGUUUCAGAAACAGAGUCAAUUGAUGGAAAUUCACCAAAAGGGGGGUUAGGGAAAGAGAAACCCCAAAGUGAGAAACAGAUGAAAAAGAGUCCUUUACUAACUUCAGAGAAGAGGUUAAGUAGAGUGUCAUCAAAAUCAUUGGAUUUGAAUAAAAACGAAUAUCUUUCUCUGGACAAAAGCAGCACCUCAGAUUCUGUUGAUGAAGAAAAUAUUCCUGAGAAAGAUCUUCAUGGAAGACUUUAUAUCAACCGUGUUUUUCAUAUCAGUGCUGAGCGAAUGUUUGAAUUGCUCUUCACCAAUUCACGCUUUAUGCAGAAAUUUACCAAUUCUAGAAAUAUAAUAGAUGUAGUGUCCACCCCUUGGAAAGUAGAACCUGGAGGCGAUCAACUGAGAACCAUGACCUACACUAUAGUCCUUAAUAAUCCACUUACAGGAAAGCGAACCACUGCCACUGAAAAGCAGACACUGUAUAAAGAAAGUCGGGAAGCACAGUUUUACUUGGUAGAUUCAGAAGUACUGACACAUGAUGUCCCCUACCAUGACUAUUUCUAUACCCUGACCAGAUACCAUAUCAUCCGAUCCUCAAAACAGAAAUGCCGGCUGAGAGUUUCUACAGAUUUGAAAUACAGAAAACAACCAUGGGGCAUUAUCAAAUCUCUAAUUGAGAAGAAUUCCUGGAGUUCGUUGGAGGACUCUUUCAAACAGCUUGAAUCAGACUUAUUAAUGGAAGAAUCUGUGUUAAAUCAGUCCAUCGAAGACACUGGAAAACUUAGUGGCUUACGAAGGAGAAGGCGAACAUUCAACCGAACAGCAGAAACGGUUCCUAAACUUUCUUCUCAGCGCUCUUCUGGAGACGUGGGCUCGGAUGCCAAAGGGGAUAUUUCAGGAAAGAAAAAGGAAACGGAAAUGUGUAAUACUGCCCUUAUUGUGGUGAUGAGUAUUUUUUUGCUGUUGCUCGUUCUGUUGAACGUGACGCUGUUUCUGAAGCUGUCAAAGAUAGAAUCUGCUGCUCAGUCCCUUUACCGUCUCCACCUCCAAGAAGAGAAAUCUCUGUAUUUAGCCUCUGGUAUGCUGUCAAGAGCAGAGAAUACUGAGAAGAACAAAGACCAGGCCCGUCAUUUAAAAGGAGUGCUCCGAGACUCCAUCGUGAUGCUUGAACAGUUAAAGAGCUCACUCAUUAUGCUUCAGAGAACUUUUGAUCUACUAAAUAAGAACAAGACUGGCAUGAUUGUCAAAAGCUAGUGAUCUCAAGGCCUGAAACCACAGAGAUACUUGGAACUAAAAGAAAACAUUUGAAGAAAAUCAGAGGAUGAAGGAUUUUAACUGUCACAGGAACAUUUCCGUAUCUUCUCAUUAUUGAUACUUCUAAUACGAACAUUCUUUUUAAUAACAUUAAUGUGACGACUAAUCUCUGAUGGCCUUAACCAUCCAUUCUUUCACUUCUUAUACAUAAUUCUAAGCAGUGGACUUCUCCAGUGGAAAUAUGCUCCAGUGGCUAUUUCUAGUGAAAAAUGUCAUGGACUUGAAUUUCUAUGAUACAAAAAGAAAAUGAGACACACCGAACAGAAUAGUAUGGCCUUGUUUUUACAGGGAGGUUUGAAGUUUGAUGCUUUAUCUGUUAGCACAGAAUCAGUACGUGUACAACAGGCUGCUUCCCAGCCAAGAUACAUUCAAGAUACUAAAGAAAACAAUUUAAGAAUAAACUUCUCUCUCAUUAUGAAUUUUGAAGGACCAGGUUUCAGGCAUAUAACAUUUCUAAGUACUGUAAAUAUUACAGUGUCUUCAUUUUUUUUUUUUUUUUUAGCAUGGGAGUUCAGUAGUCAUGUUUUGAGUCUGCAACUUGGUAAUUACUAUCUGAAAGGUUUUUGAGCCAUGUUGUAUCUUUUUGAAGGUAUAGUUGUUUCAGGAGCUAUGAGAGGUGAGAUUAUCUUGCCUCUUCAUAUAUCAAGUGGCAGAAGAGUAUAUUUUGGAAAAGGAGACAUGUAGGAUACCAACACUCAAAAUGAAGAACCAUGCUCUGAUUUUAAAAACGAGAGAGGUAUGUUAAAAUCUGGGCAAAUCUUAGUGACAGAUCAAAUGAAUACUUGAACUAAGCAUGGCUUCAGCUUAGCACUCUUUCAUGGUGGAAGUCAACCACAUGGUUGAAAAUAAUCUGUGGGUUACUUUUCAGUAGUCAUAUAUGUCUUCACUUAUUCAUUCAUGUGUGUGGCUUGUUUCAACUGGUAAGUUAUAACCAGACGCAAUCUUCACCUCUUCAGUAAAAACUUUUGGGGGCACUAUGUCCCAGUACUAGUUUGUUGACUCAAAUUCUAAGUCAGAAGAUUUGGCUCUUUCAUCAGAAGUUUUUAGGCAUGUAUGUCUUAAUAUUAUGCCUUUGGAACAAGAGAAAGAUAGCAUGGAAUAAUUUGUAUAUAUUCUUACUGUUUGGACAAUGCUUCCCUUUAGUUAUAUGUUUCUUCUUUUCACCCCAGAGUCACCAAAGCCACAUGAGAUUGCUAAAGUAAUUUUUGAGAUGCCUAUAGAGAAUGAAAGUAUUGACCUGAUUACAGGAAAAAUGGAUUUCUCUGGGUGGUUCCCCACAAACCUACCUUGGGGUACCUGUGUACUAACCUGGGUUUUUUUUUUAAAUAAGGAUUUAUGAAGUGUCUGUCUGUGAGCAAGAGUCACUGGAUAUUAAACUUGAAGACUUGUUCUCUGUUAAAUUCACAAAAAUGAUCAGAGACAAGCUGAAUAAUUUUGUGAUGUUCUUUAAAACUUCUACUUCAUAAAUAUACCUCAAAGAAAAUUAACAAACUUGCUUUUUAGAUUAAGACAACAUGUAUGUAUGUAGAAUUCAAUUAAUUGCAUUUAAGCCUGUUAUGUAAAUUAAUAUCAAUAAAACUCAAAAUGUC